Messenger RNA from Linepithema humile (Argentine ant), 1351 nucleotides. Its product is annotated as phosphotriesterase-related protein-like. Gene Ontology annotation, molecular function: zinc ion binding. Gene Ontology annotation, biological process: catabolic process. The record is from RefSeq and is a predicted model, not a curated record. Lineage: Eukaryota; Metazoa; Arthropoda; Insecta; Hymenoptera; Formicidae.
GAUUCGUACGUAUCAGACGUUUAUAUAUUCAAGUGUUAUAAUACGAUACAACCAACAUUUCUUCUCAAGCUUAGAGUUUUAAAACGUCUAAUAAUUACAUAAUUUAUAUUAUAAUACACAAGACGUAUACGAAGUAUUAAAUAAAUUACUUAAAGUUCUUUAUUUUUAACGAAAAAAGACAAUGGAAGAGACAAUGGAAAUGGCUAACGAAGUAGAAACUGUGUCCACAGUACAAGGAUUCGUACCAUUAAGCAAACUCGGGAUAAUAUUACCGCACGAGCACAUUCGACACAAGCCAUUGUCCACUGAGUAUAGACAAUCUUCUAAGCCGAAAAUACAUCCCUUUUUAAAUACAGACUACGAUUUUUUGAUAAACAGAGGACAUUACAAAAUGUAUCCAUAUACCGCUAUGAGUAAGGACAUAAGCUUAAUUGAUGACGAGAUUGUAAAGAACGAAUUAAACCAAUGCAAAAGUAUUGAUACCAUUGUGGAAAACACGAGUUAUGGUUUAAUGCGCGACAUAUCUCAAUUUAAAAACUUUAGCGAACACUCCAAAAUUAAUAUAAUAGCUGGCACAGGAUUUUACGCUGCAAACGUGCAAGAAAAAAAAACAUUAUCAUUGUCCCAAAAGAAAAUGUACAAUGUAAUGAAGAGAGAUUUGACAGAAAAUUGUUUAUCCAGUGUUGCGAAUGAAAAAGUCAAAGCUGAGAAUAAUGCUAAAAUACUAGCAGGAUUUAUCGGCGCAGUGGGCAUUAGUUCACCAAUCCAUGCAUUUGAAAAGCGUUCUAUUUGUGCGACUGCCGAAGUUCAAGAGGAGUUGGGUUGUCCAGUAAGCUUCAGUCCUGCAAUGGGUACUUGCGAUUACACAAAGGUGUUGCGAAUCUAUGAAGAGGCUGGAGGAAACGCUAACAAAGCCGUCGUGACACACGUUGAUUGUACGUUGAUCAAAAAGACGGAGCUCAUGGAAUUUCUCGAUGAUACAAAAUGCUAUAUACAAUUUUCUAUGUUUGGUGACGAGACGUCUUUUAAUCACCGAGAUGACAAUUUGGACAUGCUGUCAGAUGCGCAACGUAUCAAACGUCUCAAGCUACUCAAAGAUAAUAAACAAUUGCAUCGAGUCCUUAUCAGUCACGAUAUUCACACUGAAGAAAGAAUGUCACAUUACGGCGGUCAUGGAUUUACUCAUAUCUCAAAGCAUAUUAGAGAACACAUGCUUUCCAGAGGUUUAAGCACAGAAGAUUUCGAAACAUUAACGAAAGAAAACCCUCAAACUUGGCUUUUUUGGAAUCAAAAAUCUAAAAUAUAAUGCAUAUGUAUUUCAUUUUAUAUAAAAAAAUAACAUAUAAAUUAA